Messenger RNA from Epithele typhae, 348 nucleotides. RefSeq lists its product as uncharacterized. The transcript is spliced from 4 exons. The record is from RefSeq and is a predicted model, not a curated record. Bases 1 to 348 code for a protein of 115 amino acids. Lineage: Eukaryota; Fungi; Basidiomycota; Agaricomycetes; Polyporales; Epitheliaceae.
AUGUCUAACGUGAAGCCGACAGGACACAGUAGCUGUACAUCCGGCACAGUUCGUCUACCUCCAGAACAAGCCAUCACCAAUGCGCUCAACGAGGUCCACGCGAGACGCGUCUUGCACGGCGUCGGCCUGUGCACACGCGUCUUCGACCUCGCGGAGGUCAUUCUCGCCAAGGUCAAGUCCUCGGAUGAGGACGGUGUCCGACUAACUGUCGGAUUCUUUGGCGACAUCUACGUCCCCCUUGUUUACCUGCCGGACCCCGCGCCUUCGACCCAGAAGAGCGAGCACAUUUUCCGGCUUCCAGGAUCGGAAGCAACUUGCUUGUCUCACGAGCCCUCGGCUCACCCCUGA